This is a messenger RNA of Aspergillus ochraceoroseus IBT 24754, 711 nucleotides long. Its product is annotated as DNA-directed RNA polymerase III core subunit RPC11. Gene Ontology annotation, biological process: DNA-templated transcription; termination of RNA polymerase III transcription. The coding region runs from base 134 to 487 and encodes 117 amino acids. The record is from RefSeq and is a predicted model, not a curated record. The transcript has 4 exons. NCBI's taxonomy places the organism in Eukaryota, Fungi, Ascomycota, Eurotiomycetes, Eurotiales, Aspergillaceae. Gene Ontology annotation, cellular component: RNA polymerase III complex. Gene Ontology annotation, molecular function: nucleic acid binding; zinc ion binding; DNA-directed RNA polymerase activity.
CUCGCGAGUUGAUAAGAGCUUGUCAUUUAGUGUUUGCAUGCGACAUUACUGCGGGACGUUGCCGACGCAUUUAUCAACUACAUUCCCUCUACAGCUCUGGCCGGAUUGAUUGGGACCGAAAGCUUCAAACAAAAUGCCGCUGACCUUCUGCCCUAAUUGUAGCAAUGCGUUGACGAUAUCCCGCGCGGAUGCCACGCCAAAAUACCCCAUGGGAGUCAACCGAUUCGAGUGCCGUGCCUGCCCAUAUCAAUACGUCCUGGAACAAUCCUGGUUUGAGAAGACCCCCAUGAAACAAAAGGAAGUGGAAGACGUCUUUGGAGGCAAGAACGAGUUCGCAAAUGCAGACAGCGUGGCCACUCAAUGCCCCGCAGAAGGCUGCAAUGGCGACCGUGCAUACUUUUUCCAGCUGCAGAUUCGAAGUGCAGAUGAACCGAUGACUACAUUCUUGAAGUGUACUUCGUGUGGUGCUCGUUGGAGAGAAAACUGAUACGUUCAGAAUUAGCUUGUUAUGGGUUACGAGUUUUUUUCUAUAUAUUUCAAUGGUCAAGAAGCAGGCGAAUAAUUGGAAGAAAUGGUGUUUUUUAUUGGGUUUGAUAUCUUUUAUUGAUUCUUGACAUGAUGUGAUCCGAUAAUCCGAGGUCCUUUCUGGAGUUACCUGCAUGCGACUACUGUACAAGACAGCUUCCUGAUACCCCUCAAUAAUUAAUGGCA